Molecule: messenger RNA, 1601 nt
Organism: Pararge aegeria (speckled wood butterfly)
Lineage: Eukaryota; Metazoa; Arthropoda; Insecta; Lepidoptera; Nymphalidae
Product: palmitoyltransferase ZDHHC6-like
Exons: 9
Coding region: 234-1418 (394 amino acids)
Biological process (GO): protein palmitoylation
Cellular component (GO): Golgi apparatus
Molecular function (GO): palmitoyltransferase activity
Source: RefSeq, a predicted model, not a curated record
ACGGGUUUUAUUGCAAUGUUUUUGUUAAAACAUUAAUCUAAGGAGGAUUUAUUAUUAUUUGGCUUAGCGCUAAUAUUUUGUAAAUAAAUAAAAUGUAUGGUGAAGUUGCAGAUAGCGCCGAAGUUGAGAAGUAGAUGGCCAGAUAAUAAGAUAACAAUACAUUUCUUCAAAGAGCGAGUCGAUUAAAGGAUGAUCGGUAUUAGUAUUAAAAUGUGAACAACACAGUUUCGAACAUGAUUAAGGUAUUCUCUCGUUUGUCGGACAUGAAACUACCACCUAUCGGCAGGUUACUCAGUUGGGGGCCUUUAACGAUUUUAAGUAUUAUGAGCUUUCUCACAUACAUGGUGUUCUACUUUGCGGAAAUGUGGUGGGUGCCCACGGAGAGUGUGGGUGGAAUGAUCCACAUAUCCGUGUACUGUUUAAUGACUGCAGGCUCACUGUACUGGUUCUUCACUGCCUCCUUCACUGGACCUGGCUGUGUGCCUAAAGGGUGGACACCUCCAAAUGAUGCAGCUUUUGACUACCUGUCGUAUUGCAACACUUGUAAAGCGUACAAAGCCCCAAGAUCACUCCAUUGCAAAAAAUGCGGUUUCUGCGUGAAGAAGCUAGACCACCAUUGUCCGUGGAUCAACAUCUGCGUGGGUCACGACAAUCACUUGUAUUUCGCGAUUUUCCUCAUGUUCACAUUGCUGGGGUGUUUCCAAGCUGCUAUUGUACUGACAAUUUGCCUCUACCACGCAAUCAAUCGCAACUGGUACAUCCACGAGGGCCAGGAGCCCGUGAUAAACUUGUCGUCUUCCAGUCUCAUGUUAGCUAUGUUCGCGACGGGACUGGCUAUCGGAGCGGUGGUGGCUGCGGUGUUCUUGCUUCACGGACAGAUAACAGGAUUCAUCAAGAACUACACGGAAGUCGAAGGCUGGGUGUUACAGAAGGCUAAGUACAGGCGGAGGGCCGCGGGUUUGCCUGCCUUCGUGUACCCCUACGACUUGGGUUGGAGGGAGAACAUCAAACUGUUGCUGGCUAAAGACUUCGACGGCUUGUGGUGGCCAGUUCGCAAGGGAUGCAGCCCCAAAGAAAUGAUGGAUGAGCAAAAAGCCCAGAAGCAAGACAGAGAGAAUCGUCACUUCGUUUGCAACGUCAGCGACGAGUACAACGGCAGCUGUGUGCCGGUGACCACUUACACUCGCGCGUCUCUGACUCCGCCUUUGAACCUGGCGCCGCGGAUACCACUGUGCGUCGGCGAGACCGUGCGCGUGUUUAUCGAUGGACCACAAUGGCUGUUCGGAGUGAAACUGACAGCCGAUGGCAAAGAGAGCGGGCGACGCGGAUACUUCCCGCGGGCGGCCGUCUACACAGACGCAGAUUUGGACGAAGCACAGAUAAACACAACCAACACUCACAAAACAAAAGCUGCAUAGAAUGUCUCAACGAGUUAUAUUAUUUUCUAAAGUUAUCUACAAUGUUCCGACUCUUUUACGCCUGAAAUUAAUCAAUCUAACCCAAAAUCUUCCGAUCGUAAAGUAAAUUUAGAGAUUUCCAAAAAACUUUGCAAUUUAAAAUGUUUUUUUUUUAAACUGUUGAAUUUUUAUUAACUUUUCUAC